AUGACCGGCGAAUCCGGUAAAACGCCACCGGUAAAAGCGGAUGCAACAACGGCACAAGUCGAUGAGAAAGCCAAAUUUGCCGUACCGGAUUGGGCAACCCGACCACCGGCAGGGUCACACCUUGAUGUCUGUAAAGGAGAUCAGCUGAUUCAGAAGCUGAUGAUCGACGAGAAACCGGCUUAUUAUUUUGGCCGUAACCCUAAACAAGUUGAUUUUGCUGUUGAGCAUGCCUCAUGUUCACGGGUCCAUGCACUUUUGAUGUAUCAUGGCGUCUUGAAACGAUUUGCUUUGGUGGAUAUGGAAAGUAGUCAUGGUACAUUCCUUGGGAACGUGCGAUUAGAACCAUUGAAAGUUGUGUUUGUUGACAUCGGAAUACCUUUUCAUUUUGGAGCAUCUACGAGAAGAUAUACGCUUCGAUUGAGAAUUGUGCAAUCAAAGGAAAACGAAGACGAAGAGAAAGAGAAGAUGCCCAGCGAACAGGAGUUGGAGAAUGUAACCGAAUACAACACGGCUUUGAAUCGGCGAAUACCCCAGCUUCCAAUUUCCGCCGAAGAGGCACGCCGUAAAAAACGUCCUCGCGGCAAUGUUGCCUUUAUCGAACAAGAGGAGAUUAUUAAUCCAGAGGAUGUUGAUCCCAGUAUUGGGCGUUUCCGAAAUCUCGUAGCUACUGCCAUCAUUUCCAACAAUCCAAAUAAGAGAACAGCACCUGCCACCAAAGGUCAAGAACCUCCGCGAAAGAUCGUGCGACCGUUUCGUGACGUUUCGUUGGCAUCACCAAUGUGUUCGACAUUGGGCGGUAUGUCCUUGAAUGCAGCUCCUGAUCUAGAGUUGUACAGUAAGACAUUACCUGAACCAGGACAACAUAAUUUGCAUCCACAUAUGAUCCCAAUGGACAGCGAUGAACCGCAUAAGAAGAAAUACGCGAAGGAAUCCUGGCCUGGACGAAAGCCAACAUCGGGUGUUUUGUAG
Messenger RNA from Cylicocyclus nassatus, 969 nucleotides. The record is from the annotation of a GenBank genome assembly. NCBI's taxonomy places the organism in Eukaryota, Metazoa, Nematoda, Chromadorea, Rhabditida, Strongylidae.